Molecule: messenger RNA, 2013 nt
Organism: Penicillium nucicola
Lineage: Eukaryota; Fungi; Ascomycota; Eurotiomycetes; Eurotiales; Aspergillaceae
Product: ribosome biogenesis GTPase LSG1
Exons: 1
Coding region: 1-2013 (670 amino acids)
Biological process (GO): ribosomal subunit export from nucleus
Cellular component (GO): cytosol
Molecular function (GO): GTPase activity; GTP binding
Source: RefSeq, a predicted model, not a curated record
AUGGUGCUGGCUAAAUCCAAGAACAAUGUGGGGCUGGGAAGCAGUCUCAUGAAUGACCGCUUUGGCAAGGGCAAAGCGUCUAGCCAGAAGAAGGUCUCUCACAACAAUUCUAUUGCGCGAAAGGGCAUGGAUGGUGAGACCUACGUUACCAACGAAGCCAAGGAGGCAUCAUGGGUGAAGAUGCGCUCUAUCACCGAGCAGGCCGCUCUCGACGAAUUCCUGAGCACUGCUGAACUCGCCGGAACCGAUUUUACCGCUGAAAAAAUCAACAACGUUAAGAUUAUUCAUUCCGACCAGAAGAAUCCCUUCCUCCUCACUCCUACCGAGGAGAAGAACGCCGUCAAGAAGCACCAGAAGAACAAGGGUAGAUUGACCGUGCCCCGACGACCCAAGUGGGACCAAUCUACAACUCGCAAUGAAUUGGAAGCUAUGGAAAAACAAAGCCUGUUGGACUGGCGGCGAGGACUGGCGGAGUUGCAGGAGUACCAUGAUCUUCUUAUGACUCCCUUCGAGCGCAACUUGGAGGUCUGGCGUCAGUUGUGGCGUGUUAUUGAGCGAUCCGAUCUGGUCGUCCAGAUUGUCGAUGCUCGUAACCCGCUGCAGUUCCGUUCCGAAGAUUUGGAGACCUACGUCAAGGAGAUUGACCCGCGAAAGAAGAAUUUGCUGUUGGUCAACAAGGCCGAUAUGUUGACUCUCAAGCAAAGAGAGGCCUGGGCCGAGUACUUUGAGCGGAACAACAUUAACUUCCGUUUCUUCUCCGCUCACCUCGCAAAGGAGAAGAUCGAGGCUGCCCUUGCGGAAGCAGAGGCUCAGGGGAAUGAGGAACUUGCCAACAAGAUCAAGGACAUGAGUGUUGGUGAAGGCGAGGAUGAUGGAUACCGCAAGGAGGACACAGUGGAAGAAGAAAAGGCCAAGCUCGCCGACCCAGAUCGCUCGCUUGGUCCUCACAUCUUGGACACAGAAGAACUGGAAGAGCUAUUUUUGGCCAACGCUAUUGAAAAGCCACAAGACGACGAGUCUGGCGAGCAGCCCAAGCAUAAGACCACAAUCGGUCUCGUUGGAUACCCUAACGUUGGUAAGUCCAGCACAAUCAACGCCUUGCUCGGUGCCAAGAAGGUUUCCGUCUCUGCGACUCCUGGUAAGACCAAGCACUUCCAGACCUUGUACCUAUCACCCGAGAUCAUGCUCUGCGAUUGUCCUGGUCUGGUGUUCCCCAACUUCGCUACUACCAAGGCCGAGCUUGUCGUCAACGGUGUGCUGCCCAUUGAUCAGCAGCGUGAGUUCACCGGUCCCGCCGGCCUCGUUGCCAAGCGUGUUCCCAAGCACUUCAUCGAACAAGUGUACGGUGUCAAGCUGCGCAUGCGCCCCAUCGAAGAAGGUGGUACUGGCAUCCCAACUGCCAGCGAGAUUCUCCGUGCAUACGCUCGUGCUCGUGGUUUCUCUACUCAGGGUCUUGGUCAGCCAGAUGAGUCUCGCGCUGCCCGUUACGUUCUGAAGGAUUACGUCAACGGAAAACUCCUCUACGUCCACCCACCCCCGACCGCGGAGGGUGAGGCUUCCAUCGAUGUGAACGAGUUUAACAAAGAGCUCUAUGACAUUAACCAUCUCCCCGAAAGACGUCGCAACCAGCUCUCACAAGCCCAGAUUGGCAAGCCAGCUUCACCGGCCAUGGUCAAAGAUGACAUUGACGCGGAUGUCCUUGCCGCCCCGUCUAGUGUGCCCACAGUGGAGCCUGAGCUCGGCCGUACCUCGCGCAACCUCGACUCCGGUUUCUUCGGCACAGCGACUGGCCCUUCUGCCGGUCGCAUGACUCUCCCCUUCCAGUCUCAGUACACCAAGCAGGGCCAGGAGAUUCGCAAGGCACCCACAGGCCGCAAAGAGCGUAUGAUGGUUGCUCUAGAGCGUGGCGUGGAUGUCUCUGAGGUGCGGAGCGCUAACUCCAAGAAGCACUUCAAGGCGAACAAGAAGGCGGCCAAGAAGAUCCGCAACAACCCUGAAGAUGACGACUACUAA